GUGUAAUGUUUACUUCGAUCCCGCCGGACAACGAACGACUGUUCAAAUGAAAUUGUACGGAUUUGCUAAUGUUAUACGAAGCAAACCAUGAGUCAAGCAAAAGUGGUUGUGAACGACGCAACAGAUCUACUCUUAGUCGGAGAUGCUGUAAAAGAUGUGCCACUGAAAGAAAUAACACAAGCCGUACUGAAGGGACUCUGCCAGCAGGAGAGCGAUAUUGGUUUGUACGAGUGUCUGUUUACAAAAGUUAUCCCUCAUUUUGAACCGAAGGAAUUUGAAGCGGAAGUAUCUUGCAUCGUCCUACCGGAAUUGGUCGCCUUGCUGGAAAAGAUUCAGCACGAGCUGCAAACGAACGCUCUGCGGUACUUUUUUGUGGAAAAUCUUACAAUAUUGCUCCGUCUGGCAGAUGUUCUGCAGAAACUUAUCGAAUACCUCGUAGAACAAACGGAGCGUUGCCAGUUGUUUCACACUCUGGUGGUUUUUCCUGAAUAUUUACUACGAUGCUACACGAUCGUACGACAAAACUAUGCGACGAUGGCCAAGGAAUCGGACGUGCUGGAAGUGAUGAAAACGCUGUAUGUAGAAUGCAAGAAAAUACUCAUGGCAUUUCUGGACCUUCUUUGUCCCCGGGAUGUCACCUCCCGGAUAAGUUAUUUUCGUGCGAUGGAAAGGGACGAAGAGUAUGCUUGUUUGGAAAAAGUGUGCACCUUACUGGCCAGCGUUGGUAAUGAGAUUACCCCAAUUGAUUCACUGCUGGCCAGCGAUGUCUGGAAGGCGAUCGUCAAGCUGUCGACCGAGCACGCCGGACAAUUGUUUACCGGAAAUAGAACCGAGUGGUUGACACAAAUCAUCAUUACGUUGAACACCGGAAUCGAUCAAUCGUUCAAUGAAAUUAGAAUGAAAAAUGACCCAUCCAAGCAGGUCACAAUUUCUCUUAAAUUAAAUGCAUUUUUUCUGCGGGUUAUGCUGAAAUUUUUAUCCCUGUUGAAGCCGCAUGCGACUCCAGAAGUUUUCCGACCAAUAAUAGCAACACUACUGCAUGUUAAAACCAGCUUGAGACCAGGAGUGAUGUGCAGUGAAUUAACAGCGGGAAUCGAUCAAUAUUUGCAUAUUGGAUACAUGGCGAUUGUUGAAAGUUCACUCCGUUCCGAACCUUUCGCAAAGGAAUUUUGUAACCACGAAUGUAAGACAACUGAAGACAUAUACUCGUACUACAGUUUACUGAUGCACAUCGUCGGUCAAAUCGUUUCAAACGCAAACGAUCGGAAUCUGGUGGCGAUCUACGGCUACCGACAUAAUCUCCUCGCAUACGUAUGUACCCUUCUGAAACGUUCCGAUUCCUUGCUCCUUCAUAACGCCUCCCUGUAUAAGCAACUACUCACAAAUUGCUCGGGGUUAAUUCUGAUUGCCGCGCGGUUGAAAAAUCGUGACGCUCAGAAAACAAUCGAAGAGUCGUUAGUACGCAUGGUGCUACAAGAGCACUAUUACACGGGUUUGCUAGGUAUCGACCUGUGGUCGGUGUUCGUUCGUUACCAUUCCACGCAGCUGCUGUUCGGUUACUUUUUGUUUUGGAAGAAAAUCAAUGAUCAUCGACCGAUCUUCCACACACGCCCGGAACAAAUCUUUCCGGCCCAACUCCUUCGCAAUCUUUGGGUCUUUUUACCCGCCACACAAAAGGCUAAAAUCAUCGACAAGUACCCAGUGUCCGAUCUGGCAAAUGACCGUCUAUGGGCGAUAGUUGACCUAUCGGGGGAUAUCGAUAAAAUGCGCCAGAAUCGGUUUGUAGAAUCCGUGGAAAAGCGUUUGGUUAGUGGUAUGAAUGCACUGCGGCAACGUCCCAGUGUUGAAGGCUUUUAUGAAACGCUAACACUUAUCUCGAUUGGAAACAACACGCCCAGAUUGAGUGGCGUAGCAAAAGAAGCGAAACAUGGAUUGUGGAAUACGAUUUUGGAAUCGAGUGAAAUUUGGAGCACUUCAACGGCAUGCAGUUUUUUCGCUUGUCUUUUGACUAGGGAAACGAUACCUCAUAGCAUAUUACGGUCGAGUGAAGGGAUAGACAUUUCGGAUACACCCGUCUUCGUGAAGUAUAUCUCCUUAAAACUGAUAGAAAAAGCUAAUCCUAAUACCAACCUUCCUACGUAUGUUGGUUCGCUUCUCAGUGACAAUUGUCCGUUGAUCGCAGCCGUUGCAUUUGAUGUACUGCAAAAACUUAUUGACAAGCAAAACCUCGCCGUUAAGCAGUUUCUUACAAAAUCGCCCCACAUAGGAACGCAACUUUCUGUGAUGCAAACCAAUCCUGCGUCGAAAACAUUCCCAAAUCUCUCGGAAAAAUGUGAGUUUAGAUUUUCGGUACACCACCGUUGCCGAUCGUUGCUCGUACCGGCCAAAUCCGACGCUUGUGGUGAUAUCACAAUGAUCAUCAACAGUAAAAUAGAUGAACUAUUUCCCGACACCAUCGACGACGAUGGCGACGAUGACAGUAUGUGCGAUGUGGAUAUUGGUAUGUUAAGUGAUAAUGUAUCGGAGGCAAAAAAGCGUAAAAUUGAGGACAAAGAAAGGAAUGCCAUCGAAUCACCGACAACCAUCUCCCGGUGCCUUGGUGAGCUGGAAGUUCAAGGGAAUGUAUUGGAAAAUUUGGUGCAAUCACAAGAGUUAGAGGGACCAUCGAAAGCGAGGUUGAGAAGAAUUAUCUCUAUAUUGAAUACGGUGUUGGAUAGUUGACAGUGAUAGGAUAGACAACAAAAUAUAUUGUUAAUAUGUGUGUUUUUAAAAGAUGAGUAUAUUUUGUUGUAAGGAAUUUACAAUUAAGAUAUAGAUUUUAAAUGCUCGUUAGUUUAUGUUUGCGAUUUACAAAAAACUACACGGGAAUAGCAACUACAAGGUGGAAUCGCAUAUGAAUUCGUUAAUUUAAGGAUUUUCGAUUAAUCGUAGUCACUUUUCAAUCAUUUGCGUAAAUGGCAAGAAAUGAUCGAUAAAAUCAGAACAAACGUCCCUUAUGUGGGGGUGCCCAUGGUGCAGCGGUAGCGCGAGGAAACAUCACACCACAGGUGUGGGAACGAAUCUCGAGUCUGGCACCCUCCGGUUGUUGUGUCUUAUGUUACAUUAAAAAAAGUAUUUUAUUAUCUAUAAAUUAACGAUUAGACAAUUACACUUUAAAACGGGUUGCGCGUGAAGGAUGGACAAAUACGGUACGGACGAAUACGGUACGGACGAGGCAGCUCCCGGGAGACGAUACGCGUCCUCUCGCUAGGCCGGUCGGGAAGCGAAGCGGCCAUCCUGUUAUUCACCUCGUCCGCUAUCGGAUACCGAUAGCGGCGAGUGGAAGGAUGGCUGCGUGCGUUGCAGCUUCCAGUGGAUGAUGAAGCUGGGUCUCCACAACACCGGUAUUACGAACGGCUGACCACCACCGAUCUAUAAUAUUACCAUCUUUCGGUCACACAAACUCUCUUCGGUGACAGGCCUUGUCCCACUAGGGAAUGUCGUGCCAC
Molecule: messenger RNA, 3488 nt
Organism: Anopheles coustani
Lineage: Eukaryota; Metazoa; Arthropoda; Insecta; Diptera; Culicidae
Exons: 4
Coding region: 88-2721 (877 amino acids)
Source: RefSeq, a predicted model, not a curated record